AUGGAGAUUAGAUCUGAGCUCAGGAAACUUUCCCCAAGUGGAAAGCAGAAAUGGCCAAUUCUGGUUGUGAUUCUGCUUUUUACUCAGAUCUUGUUGUUACUUUCAUAUGGAGACACCUUAAGAUAUCUUUUGCCUGAUGGAAGAAGACUUAAACUUCCCAAUGAGAACAACAAUGCGUUGAUGAUGAAUAAUCCAUCACAAAACGCUCUUCUUAGAAACACACUCGCGGUUAACAACGUUUCUGAGGUCUCUGCUGGGAUUCAUGUCUUGGAGAAAAAUGAGAAUGUUUCAGGUUUUGGUCUGAGGAAUGAGUCAGAGGAUGAUGAAGGGUUUGUUGACGGUGUUGAGUUUGAGAGCUUUGAAGAUGCAAAGGAUAGUGUCAUCAUCAAAGAAGUCGCUGGAAACAGUGACAAUCUUGUUCCUUUAGAUAGAACUGUAAUGCAAAAUGAGGGAGUUUCAGACAGUAAUAAUGGAAAUCAGGUGCAAAAUGUGACUUCUGUGGAGAGUUCUAUGUUAAGUGCAGGCUCCUCCAUUACAGUUCCUGCUACCUCAGUGAAGAAUCUACCUGUUUCUGGAAAUAGUUCCUUGCUUGUUAUUAAGAAAGUAAGCAAGAAGAAGAAGUUGCGGUGUGAGCUUCCACCAAAAACUGUGACUACGAUAGACGAGAUGAAUCGGAUUUUAGUAAGGCACCGUAGAUCUUCACGUGCAAUGCGACCGCGUUGGUCUUCGAAGAGAGAUGAAGAGAUAUUGGCUGCAAGGAAGGAGAUAGAGAAUGCUCCGGUUCUAACAAACGAACGGGAACUUUACCCUCCAAUAUUCCGUAAUGUCUCCAUGUUUAAGAGGAGUUAUGACCUUAUGGAACGGAUGCUCAAGGUUUAUGUAUAUAAGGAAGGAAGCCGCCCCAUUUUCCAUACUCCGAUACUCAAAGGAUUGUAUGCAUCAGAAGGAUGGUUCAUGAAGUUGAUGGAAGCAAACAAGCAUUACACUGUAAAGGAUCCAAGAAGGGCUCACUUGUACUAUAUGCCAUUUAGUGCACGGAUGCUAGAAUACACGCUUUAUGUGCGUAAUUCUCAUAACCGAACUAACCUACGCCAGUUUCUUAAGGAAUACACUGAGCACAUCAGUUCCAAGUACCCUUUCUUCAACAGAACCGAUGGAGCUGAUCAUUUUCUUGUCGCCUGUCAUGAUUGGGCACCAUAUGAGACAAGGCACCACAUGGAGCAUUGCAUUAAAGCUCUAUGCAAUGCAGAUGUAACUGCAGGGUUCAAGAUUGGAAGAGACAUCUCCCUUCCUGAAACAUAUGUCCGCGCUGCCAAAAACCCGCUUCGUGAUUUGGGCGGAAAACCGGCGUCUCAGAGGCGGAUCCUGGCUUUCUACGCUGGAAGCAUGCACGGGUACCUACGUCCGAUCCUGCUACAGCAUUGGAAAGACAGAGAUCCCGAAAUGAACAUCUUCGGACGAAUGCCUUUCGGCGUGGCGAGCAAGAUGAAUUACAUCGAGCACAUGAAAAGCAGCAAGUACUGCAUUUGUCCUAAAGGGUACGAGGUGAACAGCCCGAGGGUCGUUGAGUCGAUAUUCUACGAAUGUGUCCCUGUGAUUAUAUCCGACAACUUCAUUCCGCCAUUCUUUGAGGUUCUUGAUUGGGACGCGUUCUCGGUCAUUGUUGCAGAGAAAGACAUCCCGAGGUUGAAAGAUAUCUUGUCGUCGAUACCGGAAGAGAAAUACGCGAAGAUGCAAAUGGCGGUUAGAAAGGCGCAAAGACAUUUUCUGUGGCAUGCUAAACCGGAGAAGUAUGAUCUAUUUCAUAUGACUCUCCAUUCUAUUUGGUAUAACAGAGUAUUCCAAGCAAAGCGUAGAUGA
Messenger RNA from Arabis nemorensis, 1860 nucleotides. Lineage: Eukaryota; Viridiplantae; Streptophyta; Magnoliopsida; Brassicales; Brassicaceae. The record is from the annotation of a GenBank genome assembly.